AUGGGCCGCUACUCGGGCAAGACGUGCCGGCUGCUGUUCAUGCUGGUGCUCACCGUGGCCUUCUUCGUGGCCGAGCUGGUGUCGGGGUACCUGGGCAACUCCAUCGCGCUGCUCUCGGACUCGUUUAACAUGCUGUCUGACCUGAUCUCCCUGUGCGUGGGCCUGGGCUCGGGCUACAUCGCGCGGCGUGGUACCCGCGGCUCCGGCGCCACCUACGGCUAUGCUCGGGCCGAGGUGGUGGGCGCGCUCAGCAACGCGGUCUUCCUCACUGCGCUCUGCUUCACCAUCUUCGUGGAGGCCGUGCUGCGCCUCGCGAGGCCCGAGCGCAUCGACGAUCCCGAGCUGGUGCUCAUCGUGGGCACCCUGGGGCUGGCAGUCAACGUGGUGGGGCUGCUCAUCUUCCAGGACUGCGGAGCCUGCUUUGCGGUCUGCACGCGGCGGCGGCGGCGGACCCGCCCUCCGCAACCGCCGCCCCAGGGGGACCCUUGCGGCGCUUUGGGGAGCCCCCAAGGGGCUGCGGCAGCCACAACCCCCGGCUCAGAUGCAGUAGUGACUCUCCGGGGGGCCUCGGCCGGAAGAAAGCUGCAGGAGGGCGCGACCGUGUUCUCGAAUGUAGCAGGUGAUUCCCUGAACACCCAGAAUGAGCCAGAGGAGACGACGAAAAAAGAGAAAAAGUCUGAAGCACUGAACAUCAGAGGUGUUCUCUUGCAUGUGAUGGGAGAUGCCUUGGGGUCCGUGGUCGUGGUCAUCACGGCCAUCAUAUUCUAUGUCCAUCCCCUGAGACGUGAAGACCCGUGUAACUGGCAAUGCUACAUUGACCCCAGUUUGACUGUUAUCAUGGUCAUCAUUAUUUUGUCAUCUGCUUUCCCACUGAUCAAGGAGACUGCUGUCAUCCUGUUGCAGAUGGUCCCCAAGGGAGUUAACAUGGAAGAGCUCAUGAGCAAGCUCUCUAGUGUGCCUGGAAUUAGCAGUGUUCAUGAAGUGCACAUCUGGGAACUGAUAAGUGGGAAGAUCAUCGCUACCCUGCACGUCAAGUACCAGAAGGGCACGGAGUACCAGGAUGCCAGCAGAAAAAUCCGAGAGAUCUUUCACCAUGCUGGAAUCCACAGUGUGACCGUCCAGUUUGAAAUGGUGGACUUGAAGGAAGCCCUGGAGCAGAAGGACUUCUUGCUGACCUGCAGUGUCCCCUGCAUUUCCCAGAGCUGUGCCAAGAAACUGUGCUGUCCCCCGGGGGCGCUGCCACUGGCUCUCGUCAAUGGCUGUGCAGAGCACAAUGGUGGACCCCAUCUAGAUGCUCAGGAAGUGGCCAUUGAUAUGGCUUUGGAUGGCGGUCCGAGGGAACAGGGACAGACUCUUAGCAAGACUCAAGAGGAACAUCAUUAUGAAAACAGUACUCAUUUUUAGUGGGUUUCCACACAAAACCAGACUGUCUGGACAGGCACUUUGGGUCACCAGCUCUGCCUGUGGAAAGAGCUUUGUUGGUGUGUACCCUGUCAGUAGGGGUCAGAUGUUUGGGAUGUUCGUGGAACAAGCCUGCUGAUUUUCAUGUGGUCACCCCUUUCCAUUACCCUGGGCGUCUCAUGCUUCCCUGCGACAAUUUUAGCGUGAACGUGGGUUUCCUCAAGCAGACUUCACUGGCGUGUGUAUCAGGGAUAUUGAAGGCUGGGACUCAGUAACCAUGGCACAGGACUCAAACUCAGUCUUGUCUUGUGGUGCUGGGGAAUUGAACACAGGGCUCAUGUGUGCUAAGGAACUGCUCUGUUACAGAGAUUCACCAUGGCCCUUGUUUUUAAAGUGUUCAGAAUUUCUAGCUGACUCUCAAAUGAGCUCAAAGCUUAAAUGGGUAGGAAAAAAAUUGAGGCACAUGAAGUAUGUUUUCCUCUCUUCCCCUCAAAGAUCAUAAAAGAUGGAAGUCGGCUAUCUGUGGCACUUCAGAAAUAUAUAUUGUUAGGUCCAUUCUUGGACCAUGAGAAACAGACACCUAAUAAAAAACACAAAAUGCUUAGUUGUUAAGGUGCACAAACAGAAAGCCUCUUAAGGCAGAAAAUGCUCUCAACACAUUAGAGGAGGUAGACUUUACUGGGGUGGAGGGGAAAGUGGGUUCUGGACCAUCUCUUCAUUCUGUGAGGUGUGAGGUGGCUACCGUUUACUUUCUGCUGGGAGCUAAGCUAAGCUGUGGUGUGUUGCCGAUGCUUAAUCAUGUAACACAUCCAUUACAGUCAGAAG
This is a messenger RNA of Peromyscus eremicus (cactus mouse), 2226 nucleotides long. RefSeq names its product solute carrier family 30 member 10 (gene Slc30a10). The transcript is spliced from 4 exons. Lineage: Eukaryota; Metazoa; Chordata; Mammalia; Rodentia; Cricetidae. Gene Ontology annotation, cellular component: membrane. Gene Ontology annotation, biological process: zinc ion transmembrane transport; detoxification of zinc ion; manganese ion transport. Gene Ontology annotation, molecular function: zinc ion transmembrane transporter activity. The record is from RefSeq and is a predicted model, not a curated record. Bases 1 to 1404 code for a protein of 467 amino acids.